UUAUUUUUAUUGUUGUUUGUGUUGAUUUGUUGUUUUUUUUUUGCUGUGCACAAUGUCCAAGCCAGCAACACCACUCAAGCGCAACCCCAGCGAUCAGUCCAAGGGCAGCCCUGCGAGCUCACGGCCGCUGUCGGGAGACUUUGGCGGACAGACGCCCGAUGACCGCAAGCUCAGCUUUGCCGACGAGUUUGGCGCCCAUCCUGCGCUACAGAAGCAGCUCUCGCUGCUCGAGGCUGAAGCUUCCACGAGCGAUCCCGAACAGACAUUCCUCAUCCUCGAACGUCUCGGCAAAGGUGCCUUUGGUGAUGUCUACAAGGCGCAGCACAUUGUCUCGGGAUCGGUUGUCGCCGUCAAGAAGAUGAAAACUGUCAUCAGCAACUUCAAGGAAGUCAUGGGCGAGGUCGACAUGAUGCGCAAUCUUCGCAGCCCCUAUAUUGUCCGCUACUUUGGCUGCUAUUACAAAGAUCAGUUCCUUUGGAUUGCGAUGGAGUUUGCCGACGCCGGCUCUAUUGCUGAUCUCAUCCGACAAGGCCCGCUCAACGAAGAACAGAUUAGCACCAUUUGCUACCAAGUACUCAAGGGCUUGGAGUACCUGCACUCCAUGAAAAAGCUCCAUCGCGACAUUAAGGCGGGUAACAUUUUGCUCAGCAGCCGCGGCCGCAUCAAGCUUGCCGACUUUGGUAUCUCUGCCCAGAUCGAUGGCACCGGUCAAAAGUCCAUGGUCGCUCAUACCCUGGGCUCGCCGUACUGGCUUGCUCCGGAAGUCAUUGAGAAUCCAGAUUCUGCAGCUGCCAUUACCGCAAAGUCGGACAUCUGGUCACUCGGCAUCACUGCCAUCGAAAUGGCGGAACAGACACCGCCGAACUUCAAGCUCAACCCGAUUGCCGCAAUGUUCAAGAUGGUGAACGGCCCACCGCCGACGUUCAAGGAGCCGGAAAAGUGGUCGCAAGACUUCCAGGGCUUUAUCAAUCGAUGCCUCGAGAAGAAUCCCGACUUCCGUCCCUCGGCAUCUGACAUGCUCUUCCACACGUUCUCACUCAAGGCUCGCUCGACCGGAGUGCUGCAGCGCCUUGCGCUCGAUUACCAGCGCCUGCUUGAGGAGCACGGUUCCAACGCCGGUAUUCGUGGUGAAGAUACCGUCUCGGCCAACGAUACAGAAAACUUUAUGCGCAUCAUGCUGCCAACUGGAGAGCAGCGCACUGUCAUCGUCACCAACGAAAAUGUCACCGAUGAUGUGCUUGCCAAGUUUGUCAAUCCCAUCAAGGAGACUAUUGAGGGUCUCAAUCCUGCGCCGGUCGGCUUGUUGAUGCGAACCCCGAAAGAAGCACGCUUCCUCGCCCACACGGAGCUUCCGCUCGCCGUCAAGUUCCGAGUGCUCGAAAACGAAAAGGCCCUCAAAAAGAAGAGCCAGGAUGUUGAAAUGACCAUCAACUUUGUGCUCAAGCCUCGCCCGACCGAUCCUUCGCUUUGCCGCUUUGUCCUGGGCAGCCUGGUUGGCAUGAACAAUAUUCAGCCCGAGCUGUUGGAGAACACGAUUCUCGAGGCUUUGAUGCUUCCCGACUUCCCCUUCGUUUCGGCAGUGCUCGGCAUUACCUCGAUUACUAGCAAGCAGUUUAUGCCCGUCGCCACUGCCGUGUCGCGUGUGCUUGAGAGCAAGAAGAAGUUCCCUCAGCUGAUCAAGGUUAUGUCGAACUUUGAGGUUGCCGCCGCGCCAGACAUGACCACCUUGUUCCGCAGCGGAAGCUUGGUCGCCAAGGUUUCGUCCAUUCAUAGCAAGUUCUCUUGCGCAGGCUGGCUGAAGGACUGCUUGGAAGACGUCGUUGGCCGCGUUUAUGCAGUCAAGGAUGCUGUGGAAAUUGACAGCGAGCGUGUCGACAAGAAGAUCGAUAUUGAAGCCAACGCCCUUGUUCUUGCCAACCUCACCCGUCGCAUGCUGAUAGCGCUGAAAGACCAUGUUUCCCGUCUGCCAAAAUCCUUCCGUCAAUCGUGCGCUUAUGCUCAGCAAGCCAUUCGCUCCCGCAUGCCUCAGCUCUCCAAGCACUUUGCUUUCCAAAUUUUCUUCUUUGACCAGCUGCUCUGCCCGGCCAUUGUCUUCCCGUCCCAAUACGAGAUUGUCAGCGCCGACACCCCAUUGAGUCCAGCUGCUCACCGCACAUUGGUGCUGUUGUCCAAGGUUGUCCGUUAUCUUUCGCUCGGCAAGACCUUCGGAGAGAAGGAGCAGUACAUGACCUUCAUGAACCCCCACCUCGAAAACCUUCGCGCCUUGACUGACGAGCUGCUCCAGCUCCUUGUGGAUCUUGAUGCCAACCAAGGCAGUGAAACCGCCGAGUCCCUGGGCAUGGUGGACCUGACUAGUGAAUACAAGUUCUUGUAUCAAUACUUCUGCGAGCAUGUCAACCAAUUUGCCUCCGAGCUCGGCCUCGGCAAGACGUUCGCCACUCACUGAGCAGUUUUUUUGUCGUGUGUAGUUUUUUUUGCUCCCACGCGCAUUCGGCGCGUUCUGUCUGCUUUGAUUUUUUUUGUUGCCCCGCGCUCCUUUUUUGUUCUUCUCCCAUUGGUGUCUAGUUUCUGCUGUUGUGCUUGCAAUUUGUUCCUUCUUUUGCUGCGUGUGUGUACAUUCCCAGUUUUGGCUGCCCCUACCGCUCUUGUUGUUCUGUCUUCGCAAUGCAUUGUGUAGUAAAAUGAUGCUUUGAUGUUAUUUUUUUUGUUUUCUUAUGAUAAGAAUUGGAUAGAGU
Molecule: messenger RNA, 2735 nt
Organism: Capsaspora owczarzaki ATCC 30864
Lineage: Eukaryota; Filasterea; Ministeriida; Capsasporidae
Product: serine/threonine-protein kinase 4
Exons: 15
Coding region: 53-2446 (797 amino acids)
Biological process (GO): intracellular signal transduction; regulation of MAPK cascade; protein phosphorylation
Molecular function (GO): ATP binding; protein kinase activity
Source: RefSeq, a predicted model, not a curated record